Messenger RNA from Chaetomium fimeti, 609 nucleotides. RefSeq lists its product as uncharacterized. The transcript has a single exon. The record is from RefSeq and is a predicted model, not a curated record. Lineage: Eukaryota; Fungi; Ascomycota; Sordariomycetes; Sordariales; Chaetomiaceae. The coding region runs from base 67 to 396 and encodes 109 amino acids.
GAACGUGGAAAGUGGUCCAUUUCACCCCUUCCACGUCUUCCAUUCGUACCAGAUGGGCCCAGCCUGAUGGCCAAGCAUGCUGCAUUCGUCACUCUUUUGGCUUUCGACUUGACCCUCAUGAUCUCUGGACCGUCAGGGAGGGUAAUCGGGUAUCUCGGCAAACGGACCGGGCUGUCUGCCACCUCCUCGCCUCAGGUACCCGGACAAUCCCCCCACGGGCUCUGGCCCCGGGGCUCAGCGACCAGGCUGGGCAAGGGUAUUCUGGUGCUGUGCUGGCAAAGUGGCAAGGCCCUUGUGGCCGGUUUGUUUGAUAUUCUGCGAUUGGCGUCCAGAUACGUUGGGCCGCAGUGGCAUCAGUCCUUUGCUCGGUUGUGUUCGGAAGGAAGCCACCAUUGAGGGUUAUCACGCGGCCUUGUUUUUGGUGAGUCAUUUAACCCCCCAGUUGCAGGAGGGAGACCAAGCCGGCGGCCAGGAAAAGGGAAAAGAAGGCAACCACGACCGGGUGUUAUGGGCUGUUCACCGCUCCGUGCCGCCUCAUUGACCCCUGUCCACCAGCCGAGGCUAUAAGGCUGUAGUCCGUAAGUAUUAGAAUCAAAAUUCCAAAUCCGU